Molecule: messenger RNA, 1407 nt
Organism: Elephantulus edwardii (Cape elephant shrew)
Lineage: Eukaryota; Metazoa; Chordata; Mammalia; Macroscelidea; Macroscelididae
Gene: CLUL1
Product: clusterin-like 1 (retinal)
Exons: 7
Coding region: 7-1407 (466 amino acids)
Source: RefSeq, a predicted model, not a curated record
GGAAACAUGAAGCCUCCACUCGUGGUGUUUACUGUUUAUCUGCUGUGGCUGAAUGCCUGUCACUGCGCGCCCACUUGGAAGGAGCAGGCCGCUGUGGGUGGAGACCUGAGGGGUUUUGUUGAGUCUGCAGAGACAGAGGCUGAUAAAGAUGUGAAGAAGGCUUUGAUUGGGGUUAAGCAGAUGAAGAUGAUGAUGGAAAGAAGAGGUGAAGAACACGGCAAUCUAAUGAGGACGUUAAAGAAAUGCAGAGCAGAGAAGCAGGAGGCCCUGAAACUUAUGAAUGAAGUUCAAGAACAUCUGGUGGCUGAGGAGAGGCUGUGCCAGGUGGCCCUGACAGAUUCAUGGGAUGAAUGCAAGUCUUGCCUGGAGAGUAACUGCAGGAGAUACUAUACAACCUGCCAGCCUAGCUGGGCCUCUGUGAAAAACACGAUUGGGCAGUUUUUUUCUGCAAUAUAUCAGUUUUUGUUUCCUUCCCAUGAAGAUGAUGAACGAGAUCUCUCUGUGCUCGAAAAGCUCACUGAGGAGGAUACACGAGUGGCCUGGAUAGAGGACGUGUUCAGCCGGCUCACUGUGGAUGUGGGAGCUCUGUUUAACAGGAGUUGCAACAUCUUCCAACAGAUGCAGCAAGGAUUCGACCAGGCUUUUCAAUCCUACUUCAUGUCCGAUGCAGACUUAGAAAACCCUUACUUCUCCCCAGCUUUAUCUAAAGAGUCAGCAAAGACAGACGAUCCAGUCCCGAGUUGGGACAUAACCAACUUCUUUCAGCUGUUGUGUAAUUUCAGUCUCUCCGUUUAUGAAAGUGUCAGUGAAUCUAUUGCUGGGACGCUGAAUGCAGGAGAAGACGUACCAAGACAAGACAAAGACCCCCACCAAGGAGGCCUGAUGUCAGGACUGACUUUACCUGUGACUAGCAGAGGGCCAUGUGAACGACUGGGCCAGAAUUUGUCAGGAUGUUUCAGAUUUCGGGAAAGAUGUCAAAAUUGUCUGGAUCACCUAUGGGGAGACUGCCCUGGUGUACCAGAGCUGCAUACAGAAUUAGAUAAAGCUUCUAAAUUGGUCAACGUGUCCAAUCAGCAAUACACCCAGAUUCUCCAGAUGACGCAGGAUCACUUGGAAGACACCAUGUAUCUUGUGGAGAAGAUGAGAGGACAAUUUGGUUGGGUGUCUGAACUGGUCAACCAGACCCUGGGAACAGAGAGCAGCUUCAGUCCAGUAAAGGUAGUUCCAGGUGUUCAUGAAGAAAAAUUAUCUAAACAAGAUGAAAAAAUGCUAGAUUUAAGCAUUCUGCCUUCCUCUAAUUUCACACUCAAGAUUCUUCUCAAUGAAGGUUCUGAGAGUUCCAACUUUAUCAGCUCUCUGGUGACAAAAGCACUACAGAAUUUUAAGGAGCAUUUUAAAGCUUGGUAA